UUUGAGCAAAAAAAACCCUCAAAACUAAAUCACACCCCUAAUACAAUAAAUUGAAUCUGCAUCCGGCAAUUCAAAACGGAACAAAGAUUUUAAUCGUAGAAUGAAAAGUACAAAGUAUCUAAAAAUUAUUUUAGAAUCAGUAACUUUUUUUUAUGAUAGUUAAGUAUCGUAGUUUCCUUAUUUCAAACUACUGUUGAUAGAAACUUAAUUAAUUUUUUCAUAUCGCAAUCGUGAGCAAAAUAAAGUAAAUCCAAUUAAUCCAAAAACAUGCAAUUGCUUUCGGCCAAAGCAACAGCGGUCAAAAAGUUAAAUCCAUCUGCGUAGUUUGCUUUCUGCAUGAGUGAGCAAAGCCGAAAGUUGCAUGGUCGCUUUUUAGCGCGCAAGUUUCAUCUUCGUGGCAGCGUGCCGCGAAUGAGACCGCGGACGUUGGAUCGCGUCGCUUGCAGCGCGCCUCGGUCAAGUGGCGAGCGAAAAUGGCGGCGACGUGCGGCCGCGGCGGGUGAAGCGUCAGUGAACCAUGAGAGAGACGCGCGUCACCAGGUGACAGCGAACACGUGGCCAAUUGUUACAAGAUGAUUGGCCGACGUUGCGCCCUUUUCGCCUUGGGCAUCCUCCUGAUCCUGGUCCUCGGCGUGAACGUCUACUUCAUUCGGAUGAUGGUCGAGAGUUCCUCUUCGCAGAGGAUCUACGCUAGGAAUGCGUUGGAACCGAACGCGAGGCAGGAUCAGUUCACGCCCUCGCGAUCCAACGAAAAGAAUUCGCAGCUGCAAUUAAGGCCGAUCGUGAGGGGCAUCGGCGAAAAGCUCAAGGAGGAGAUUCGCACGCUGCCUUCCAAGUACUUCAAGCAGAACACCAGCUACGUCCUUGUCCUGGAACGGUUGCUGGCGGAAUUGAGGAUAAUGUCGAAUGUCCGCGAGGACAUCUGGAAUAUUCCCAAUAACAAAUGGCCGGAUGCUCAUCAGUUGAUUCCGCCGGUUGCACCGGAACUGGGGACCGUUCUAGAGGUCCUGCGAAGAUCCAAUGUGGUUCGCGCGGAUAACGCUCCGUUGGGCACCCAACUGAAACUUAUGCUCGACCUGGAGAACGGCGUGAGGGCAUUGUUCAAGCCGCGAUGGUACUCCAGAAAUGCAAUAAUACGCGGGCCUGUGUAUCAGGGCAAAGAUCGCCACAAUGCCGAAGUGGUGGCUUUCCACUUAUCGUCCUUGUUAGCGUUACGCAGAGUACCACUUGCCGUUGUACGAAAACUUGAUCUGAUGGAGGAAAUUCACAACCGCGCGACGCCAGAGUUGUACGCGACCAUGUAUCAGGAGGGUAACGAUACGUGCCUGUACGGAGUUUGUCACUAUUGCUCGCCGGCGGACCCUGUCUGCGGCACGGGGAAUAUGCUGGAAGGUGCUCUCAUCUUCUGGCUACCACGAUAUUUGAAACUGGUGAAGCAUCGUCAUCCCUGGCAGCGGACUUAUAAGAAGAACAAACUCGCCGCGUGGGAAGUCAACGAGGCUUACUGUGAUAAGGUCGUACAUCGCGUUUUAAGAAUAUCUUUAAAUAUAAUAAAAAUAAUGAAAUGAAUAUAUAAUAUAUGAUAUAGCAAAAAUA
Molecule: messenger RNA, 1596 nt
Organism: Ooceraea biroi (clonal raider ant)
Lineage: Eukaryota; Metazoa; Arthropoda; Insecta; Hymenoptera; Formicidae
Product: glycosaminoglycan xylosylkinase-like
Biological process (GO): protein phosphorylation
Cellular component (GO): Golgi apparatus
Molecular function (GO): phosphotransferase activity, alcohol group as acceptor
Source: RefSeq, a predicted model, not a curated record